AUGCUUGUUGUUCCACAUCAGGGUCCAGCAGAGCGAUACAAAGAAAACCUUAAAUUGCAAGAAGAAGUGGGUAAAGCUUCACGGACUGUGGAGAAACAAGAAAGACAGAUAGAGGCUUUACAGAGUCAAGUAGGAGAAAUUAAUGAGACAGGACGUUUGACAAAGGCAAAGGUUGGAACAACUUUACGAUAUUUCAAGUUUUCUUCUUUCUGAUUGGUCGCACACGCUGUUUCUUAUAAAUAGCAAGAAUGAAACUAAAAGUCCUCUUUUGUUUUUGCGCAUUCUCUGUGAAAGGAAACUUUAUUUCCUAUUCAACCAAUCUAAUAGAAAGGGUAAAAGGACGAAAUAAAAAGCAAAACAAAACAAAACAUUCUUUCAUUUUUUUUUUUUCAGAACCUAUUGAAAAGAAACUGGAAGUCUGCAUUAAUCAUACUGCUGUUCAUGACAGUAGCUGUUCUGGCAACAAUAGUAUCUGUCUACAUACCUCAAAGGUAACUGAGAUAUCGUUUAACAUGUUUUCAACAGCGCGUGCUCUUGUUGGCUGCUUUAAUGUUACCUGACCUCUAACAUUAAAACUGUUUCCCUCCAAAAGUCCCUCAACGAGAACUAUUGGAAAAACUAUGACAUCUUAGGCUACAGGGCAUUGUUACUCGCGAAUGUUGACUUCGAUUUGCCUAGUUCCUAGGCCUCAUUAUUACGCGCGGCCAAAGCGUUUCGGGUCACGUGGCUCGCGUCAGAUACGUCACUGAAGUGAAUUUACCGAGAGGGACUGGGAAAACGCCGUACAGGGAGUAGGCAAGACCGCGAUCUGGGUAGGUUCACAAGGUACUCGACGAAUUUUCGACCGGCUGAAAAUUUUGACUUGACACUUCUUUCAUUAGGAAACGUUCAAUAUUUUCGCUCUGUUUACAUGGAACUGAUGAACCAGGUUGAAUUCAGUGGUUUUACUACCUGCCUUUACCAGGAGGUCCACUUUAGCAAAUCCAAAAUGGGGUCUUCAAGCUGAACUACCGCGCAUUCGAAAUUCAUGCAUUCACGCCUUUGUCGUACAGAAAAAUAAACACCGCGCCGGUUAAAUUUGUAACCUUUCCGGCAAAAAAUGCUUUCCUUGAGCAUAAUAGGCACACCAUUUAAAUCAUCGAUAUAAUUAUAUGUCUUGGAUUGUAGAUAUUCUUCUUUCCUGGAUGAAUCGUCUAGGAAUAGAUUGCUCAAUUCCCUGAUGCCUUUUGCACAAGGAAAAGACGGCAAAUCAUUCCUAAACUUUGGUAAGAACGUGCUUGAACUGAUGAUAAACGUUCAGAUGGUAUAGUAUUGGGUAAACUAAACGAUAAAAAGGUUAUAUGGGUAAUAAAGAAAUAUAAAAUAGAAGGAUUUCUGUUUAGCUUCGCUAUAGUUUAUACAUGUUCGGUAAAAAGUGGCGGGGGGAUAUACAUUAUCUGGCCAUGAGUUCCAGUGAUCGCAUAAUGUUGGUGGAAUUGGAAUUAUCGAAUCGCUAAUAUUUUUGGCGGUAUACAAAAUUAGUAGUAGAGUAGGGAUGGAAUAAACCAUUUUUGAACGGGAAUCUCGUUGGUGAAAAGUGAAAUACAUUAACUCCGAUGUGUUUGUCUCAUUAAUAAGCUUAGGUGCUAUUUUUUAGGGGUUUCUCCAGUUUGACAGAUUUUCUAGUUAUAAUUAGGUCGGUGAAUAUCUUUGUUUUUGACUGGCUGACUAUAAUCAAAGAAACGCAUUUAGAGGUUGAUUCAUAGAGUCGAAGAAAUAAGCGCUAACUGGGAUGUGACUCAAAAUUACUAAGCCGUAAUGUAAUUAUACAAGUUAUAUUUCGUCCAACAAAUCGUUUCAGUUCCACUUGACUGAAUCAUGGUGCGCAAAUCGUUCAUAUUAAUCAGGAGAAGACAAACUAGCUUUUUCUAGCACUAAACACAAUUACGUAUUUACUCAACUCCCCACCCUGCUCCUCUACAAUUCAGUUACUUCUCUUCUCCUCAAAUUUUUAUUUUCUUUCUCUUUAAGUCGAUUGACUUGCAUAACGGUAAUUUCCGAUAGGGCAGAUACUAAAAACCCUAAGCUUAAUACUGAUAAUUACAAGACAUUCAGGCAAUAGUUUCUGACAAAAGAAAUCGCUGUAAAUUUUCCUCAAAACUUUAGCCAGUGGGUAUGGGCAAAUAAUGUGUUUUCCUUUUCUUCAGCAACACCAAGCGUUACUGCGCUUUUCGCAAACAUGCGAAUUCUGAAGUUCAAAAGCCAACUGACGUUUGCGUUUUUCGCUGCCGUCAAUCAUCUUAACGGACCUCUUAGGAAACAAAACUUUACUUUAACGGGUUCAAAAGGUCAAGGUUUGUGAUUUGUGAUUGGCGGAUUUCGAUGCGUUUUGUGUGUUUCUGUGUUUCAAGGUUUGUUGUUUGUGAUCGUAAUUAUGAUUGACGGCAGCGAAAAACGCAAUUGUGAAGGCGGCUUUGAACUUUAGAGUUCGCAUGUUUGUGAAAAGCGCAGUAAAGCUUUUCCAAGGUUGUUAUCCACUUGAGGAAAAGAUAAGACAAAGCCCUCUUGAUCGCCCCUGCCCAUGCCCUUAGAACUGUAUAACCAGUAAUCAAAAAUUCUCCAAUUUGACUGUUGUUUCCAAUUUUUUGUCUCCAAAUGACCACUUAAGGAUGGCGGUCUGACUCUCAGCUUCAAGAAUGUCAAAAUGCUUACUGGAAAAGAUCCUUCCCAGAUCUUGAUUACGCCCUCUUUGGAUACGACAUUUUAAAGGGGUAUCCACUGGCAACAGGACAUGAUCCUGGCUUUACACACCCAAUAUUCCUAACAGACUACACUCCUGAGAAGCAGACUUCUGACUGUCGCUACAGUGUUCCAGCAGGUUUGGUUGUUGUGCCUGAUGUGUCGUGUGAAACUACUUUCUCCUCCAAGAUUAUACGAAACAGACUGGAGAUGUCACAGUCCCUUGAGGCAGCCGCGAACGUUGAAGGUGCUCCUCUAAGAUAUUUCAAAUAAUUAUCCAUGAAUGAUUACUUGAAUGGUCUUUCAAUUGGCCAUGAUUUAACCCAUAUUUUAACAGUGACUCUUUAAACUUGUUUUUAAAUUCAUCCUUGUUUCAGAGGGUCGAAGGAAUAAAACUAACGAAACAGCAUCGGUAUCCAUUGCUAAGAAUCGAGAUGAUUUCUUUUGUUUCAUUUGUUACAUAUCGAAUAUGAUUUCUGAAAUAAAUUUUAAUUUAACCUAGGCUGAUUCCCCAUUUCCUUUGUCUUCUAGCUCAAAGAAACUAAGAAAACCGAUCGAGAAUCAACCUUGGUUAAAAAAAAAUUAACCUGAAAACAAAUUUAACCUGUAAAACAUUCCUCUAAUCCUCACAGCCAACAAUAAACUCCAAUAUAUCAAAAUUGGUCUAUUUAGGUCUGAAAUCACAUCAUGUGAUUCCAAAUGGAAACCGCGUAAUUAGCCCAUUCAAUUUUGAAAUCAAACGUAUGACUUCAGACCGAAUUACACUCCGUUUAGUUUAAUUUCUAUUGUAAAUGUGCAUCUCUGUUGUUCCUUUCCUCGGAGCAUUGUGAAAAGUUUUUCUUAAAAGUAGCGAUUUAAAGAUUGAACCUCUGUUAAGUUGAGCCCUUCUUUCACAUACUUAAUAUUGAGGUCUUAAAAAAAUAUAUACUUUCUGUUGCUGGCUAGCACCGCUCCUUAACUAAAAUAAACAGAUAAAGAAUCCAUAUCUUAAAAACUCAGCUAACAUUUACGGCCUGUUUGUUUGGAGCUGGGCGACCCCAGGUAGGUGAGGUAACCCGCUUUGGCACAUUUUUCAUGGCAAAAGCAAAGCAAGAUAUGAUGAAGUGUUUGUUUUAACUUUAGUCUUUUAACUCAAAUCUAAAUCAUAGAGAAACCUGGUCACCCAAGUGGCGACUAAACCAGAAUUUUUAGUCGCCAAGGAAAAAAUGUUGGUCGCAUUGGCGACCGUAUCAGUCGCAAUUUCGAGCCCUGAAAUAUUGUUCUCGAUUUUAUGCCCCCAUUUCUUCGUUGCCUAUCAAGCCAGAAUUACAUAGCAAAACUCGGAAGGUAUCAACAUGAAUCAACGUUUUUUUAGUGAAUCAAAUUUCUGUUGAUAUUAUUUGAAGAACACCUGUCAUAUUUAUAACCUAUUCAUAACAUAUAGCUUUAUAGCGCUCUAUUAAUUUUAAUAUCAAUAAUUUUAUAUCAAUACUAAAACCAUAAACUGGUGCACGUUGUCGCAGCGUGAAGUCUUAAUUAGAAUCCUAGCGCUUUUACAAAGUAAGACGUUACUUGAAACAAAAAAUUUCACAUUAAAAUGUUUAAAACAGCACUAUUCGGCUGUCCAUAUAAAUCCCUCAUUUUAAUUUGCUCACGUUUACAAGUUAGGUGGGGUGACCCGCCGCAUGUUACCUCACCUAUCUGGGGUACCCCACCUCCAUGUAAACAGGCCCUUAGACAACAUUUUCAACAAAUAGAACCCAUGUUGCCAUGCAUCUUUUCAGUAAUAGAACACAGAUGACGGCAAACGAUGGUAAGAACAAAAUAGCUUCACACGGGUCGCAUGCCGGAAGUAUGUUAGUGAUGCUAUGUCAUGUUGUUUUGAAUUCUUCUAUGAUCUGUUACUAACCGAGGCGAGGCAAAAUGAAAUGUAUUUGUUGUAUACAAUGAACAGAAAAGCAAAACGAAAAACUUACCACUUAAGGCUGGACUUUUUAAGGAUUUUUCCAGUUUAAGAAUUUUGCAUAUCGCUAAAGAGCACCUUUCAAGUCAGUGUAUUCGUUCUGGUCUUUGUAAACAGCUUCUUCUUUUAGAAAAAAACAGAAACAAAGAACAAGAUUUGCCCUUGGUAUCACAGAUUAAGUCUUCCGUGUUUAUGUACUCUACUAAGUCAUGGGGAACGAUCAAUCACAGCACGCAUCGGUAGCACCAAGCACAUUAUAGCGGAGCUCCCGCGCGCGAACGGCGCGUGGCGGAGCCCCAUUGCUAAGAUAAAUUGGUAACCUAUGAAAGCAAGAAAAUUUCGUUAUGCCGUAGCGUACGAAAGCCGACCGUCUGUACACCUAUUUCAUGUAAGCCGAUGCCAAAUGUCAGGUUAUUUUGGCGAGAAAGUGUAUGGCCACCCGCGUCUUGUGAACUAGAGACAUCUAAAGAGUCAAUAAAGACGAAAACGGAAGGCGGAAAAUGUUUUUGUAUCCGUGUUGUCUAAAGUAUUAGGUUUAGAUUAAUUGUCCUAUCCACAAAUUCGGAAAAUAGAAAAAGAGAAAGACAGAGAAAAAGAGAAAGUAAGGCGACAGGCCAGCGAAGCUCGACGAGAAAAAGAGCUAGAACGAGAUAGAAAAAACAAAGGAGACAUUUUUUGUUGGAGGAACAACAUGAAAUUUUGCAGCGGCGGUGAGAAAUGAGCGACAAUGAAAAAAAAGUGAACAAGAACACGUUCGACAUUUCCUUCAUAAAACGUGUAACCAGGAAGUUUCUGGAAGUUCUAGUUUUUAGUCGUGCAAAACAACGGCAAAGAAAUGUACAAAAAAGUGUGCUGCACGUGCAAAGUUGCUUUUUUGCUAAUUAGACUUAUUGUUUUUUUCGCCGUUCUCGUCGCCUUCGCCGCUUAGCAUUAGGGAGCUUAAGCAACUACGACGACGACGACGUCUUCAAAAAACAAUAGGUUUAAUGAUCAAAACAACAGCUCUGCACGUGCAUCACGCUUUUUAGUACAUUCCUAUGACGUCCACUGCACGACUACGACGUGAAACCUCCUAAUUUGACGUUUUAUGGAGGACGUGGACAUACGACGACAAUUUUCCUUCCUCUUUUUGAACUUGAAUAAAAUCCUUACUAAUUCAACUCCAGGAAAAGUCGCCUGCACUUGACAUAUUGAGCGGGUCGAAAUAGACGCGAUUAAGUUUGAAAGAACCCAAAUUCAUUUUUUUAGCAACGUUUUCACUACCGUCAUCGUCGUCGUUGCUUAAGGCCCCUAUUAUAUGAUUUUAUAUUGUUUGAGCAAAUUAGUAAUGGUAACAGGACUGAGUGGAGUCCAAUUCGGCCUGUAAUCAUACGAGUGAUUAACGAAAUCGGACGACCGCGUAGCGGGAGUUCGAUUUGUUUAAUCACGAGUAUGAUUACAGACCGAAUUGGACGAUACGAAGUCCUGUUACCAAUUAAUCAUAACUUUAACAAAAUUUGUGAUAUAAUAGGCUAUUUUUUAUAUCAAAACACAAGAAAUUCGAAAUUUUGUUUUGCUAGCAGUGAAAAAAAAGCCAUUUAAGCGCGCGCGUGAUGACGCGUACUGUCCAAUUACUUAGGCAUGACGCGUACUGUCCUAUUAAACUGUCCAAUUAAGGCUGAAAUCAGGGCAGUUGAUAGGCAAUCAGAUUUUACAAUUUUUUAAUAGUUAUGAUUAUAAAUAUUAUUGAGAGCUUCGCUUUUAGCCCUGCCUAAAUCUAAUUAUUAUAUACGUAACCUUAGCUUACCUUAAAAAUAGCUCCGUCCACCGAUGAGCGUGUCAGAAAUCACUCUGUUGUAAAAUAAUUAACUGUUAGAACCAACAGGCUGUUUGCUUUUACCAUAGGUGGUGGAUGGGGCUUUAAGUUUUCUGCAAGUGCAAGCUACAAAGAAUCCGUGGCACAAAUGUCGUCUGGAGAGUUCUUGUACAUAAUUUCCCAAGCGCAGUGCCGUUAUUACUUCAGCAAAAUGGACGUCACCGAUCCACCGCCAUUUCAUCCGGGUUUUGUGCGCUGGGCAAAGAGUCUGGCUAAGCCAAAUUCUAACAAAAAUGAUGUUAUUCAGUUCAUUAAAUACUACGGAACUCAUUUCGUGACGGAGGUAACAUUCGGAGCAAGAUUCACGAAAAACCACAAAGUCAGUCAAACAAAAUAUGAAGAGCUGAGAAGUAAGAAAGUAAGCGUUGAGGCGCAAGCCAGUUAUUCAGGGGCCUUUAGUGUUGGAGGAGGAUUUUCAAUGGAUAAAGAGCAGAGAUCUGCGGCUUCCAAUUUUCAGAAGUCAGUGCAAACAAGCACCAUCACUGUAGGUGCAGCCCCUCCUAGUAACGGUGAUGCCUUGACAUGGGCUUCUUCUGUCCAAGAGAAUCCGGUGCCAAUAACAUACUCCCUGUCCGCCAUCCACAACCUGUUUACUGAGAGAUAUUUCAAGCACCUUCCUGGAGUUAACAUAGGUGUUGUGAGAGAGAAGCUGAUUAAUGCAUCCACGAAUUACUGCCAGUCUUUGAAAGACCAGGGACUGGUAGAUUCGUGCGAUGACAGCAUUCAUCUGGGAACUUCUUUGCAAGGUGUUAGAGUUCGCCAAUUUGGUAAUUCUUUUAGAUUUUUUAAGAUAUUGUUUUACAAUGGCCCUUAUGGUUGAUUACGUCACACGAACAAAUUUCACCACCAAGCUUCGUUUCUCAGCAAAAUUCUUCGCAUUGUGAGUAAAUGAGCGUGGGUAUUCUUUUCAACUCCGCUUCCAUCGAAAUUUAUUUCUGCAAAACUCUGCAAUUUUAAAAUUUCAAAACGUGGCAGGGUGGUGAAAUGUUCUCAUGUGACGUAAACAUGCAUGAGGGCUAUUAAAAAGGUCAUGAUUAUUCAGUGUGUUAGGAGUGACAAACGCUGGUAAUAAUUUCUUGAACUUCUCCCAGGGGUUGAUCCGGAUUUAAAGUGAAAGGGGCGAAAACCAAAACCCAGAAAAAUCCCUGGGGUUCCGAACAAAACUCACAAAAAUCCCUGGACUAAACAUUGCCCCCCAAAAACUCCCGUGCCGAAUUUUCGACACUUGAAAUUUCCAGAAAGCAUUAAAUGCCUGAUUAAAUGAUGUAGGCCGAAAAACAAAACGUUGGAAGUUGAAUUUUUAUGCUUGCUUAUACCAGCCGAAGUUAUUAAGAACAUUCAGAUUGUUUCAACCCCCAAGAAUCCCUACUUAAAUCAAGGCACCCCAAAAAAUACUUGCCAAAUGUUCUUGCUCCAAAAAAUUCUUCGAUCAUCCCCGUCACUUGAACUUUAGAAUAUCCCCCCUGGGGAAAUUCUCCGUGUCAAUUAUGCUCUUUUUUUUUAGGCUAUAGGCAUUUGCCAAACGUAGAUGAGACUGAGUGUAGAGCUAUCUGCCUUCUGGAGGAAAAUUGCGUUGCAGUUCAGUUCACCUUCCGGAGGGGGUAUAAGCUGCUCGACACGAAAGGAAAGUUUCAAGUUCUAACCGAUAACGCAAUAUUGUCGAAGACAGUCGUGUUUCUGCCGAGACUGCAAAGAGAAAAGAAGAACUUUAUUUUGUAUCAACUCAAAGUCAAAGCAAAUCAGCCACGCCGGGGGCAAUUGAAGGCCUUUAAUAGUACACAAUGCGCUUCCUCUUGUUCAAAAGAUGCUUUUUGCCAAGCCUUUGUUAUGUGUAAACCUGAGCAAGGAAGUUGGUGUGGUAACGCUAAGGACACCGUUAACUGCCUGUUGUAUUCCAAACAGCAAAUAACAGCUGUUGAGAAAGAUAUGCAUUCGGAGAUGCAUUUUGUGUGGAAAGAUUACACUCAAGUUACGGAGACGUAA
Messenger RNA from Porites lobata, 8498 nucleotides. The record is from the annotation of a GenBank genome assembly. NCBI's taxonomy places the organism in Eukaryota, Metazoa, Cnidaria, Anthozoa, Scleractinia, Poritidae.